GCGAAUCGAACCAGGAGUGAAACAAUUUUCACAUUUCAAUAUUUUUAGUACGAUCUGGUAUUUCUCGUUUUUUAAACUGUUCUUCUGUACAACAGAAAAUGAUUUUAUCAAGAUGUAUUCACGGAUACCUGUUUGUGUAUUCCCGUUGAAGAUCGGGCGAAGAAAUGCGGUAAACUGAGAGUUUUCGUUGCGUGAACAGCGUAGUUUUUGGCUGGCUUCAAAAUCAAACAAAUUUUCAUUCAUCAAGCCGGUGUCAGAUUUCGUAUAAAUCUCAGGAUUUUUGUUGAAUUUAGUCGUUUUAUUCUAUACAUCAUUCAUUAUGUCUUCGGUUGGGAUUCCUAUUAACUCGAAGAAUUAUUGGAAGAGCAACGAUUUGAUAGAUAAGAAACUCGGUUCUGUGUUAGACCGAAAGGUGGCUUCGACAAGCAAACAAGUGCUGUUGGAUAGAAUCGAAUUUAAAGAGGCCUCAAAGCCGGAUCCGUUCUACCAAGAACUAAAACAGAAAUACACGCCGUUGAAUAGCGCCUCGUCGAAUCAACAGACUGGAAAUGAUCAGAAAGAAAAUACAAAGAAAAAACUUGAUGUUUGUAUAAAGAAACCAGGCAAAGAUGAAUUACCCUCGCCGAAAUUUGUCUUAUUUGAGAAAGAGAAGGUUCAUCUGGGAUGGAAGACAGUCCGGAGUGUUGGUCCAGGGUUGUUCAAUCUGGGUAACACAUGUUUUCUGAAUUCCGUCAUACAAGUUCUGACAUAUACACCGCCAUUAGUGAAUUACCUGGCAACACAGGAGCAUUCAAGGACAUGUGCAACUGUUGGAUUCUGUAUGUUAUGCGAGCUACAGCGUCAUGUUGUGCGAACUUUCUCGCACAAUCAAAAUCAAGCAAUCAAACCAUUAGCUAUUUUACAGAAAUUAAAAUUCAUUGCAAAACAUCUCAGAUUUGGCCAUCAAGAGGACUCACAUGAAUUUCUUCGCUAUGUUAUUGAUGGGAUGAUGAAAAGUUGUCUUUCUGGAGUGUCUGAGAAAUUAGAUUCAUAUACGAAAGCAACAACAAUGGUUCAUCAAGUCUUUGGUGGAUAUUACCGAAGUCAAGUGAUUUGUGAAAAGUGUCAUCACACAUCAACCACAUAUGAUCCACUCAUGGAAGUAUUGCUUGAUAUUAAGCACACUCAUUCAGUUGUGAAUGCUAUGCACAAGCUUGUUUCAUCUGAGUUACUCAAUGGAGAGAACCUGUACUUAUGUCCAAGAUGCAAAAGAAAAGUUCCAGCGAAGAAAAAUUUAAGGGUUCAUCAACCACCAAAUGUCAUGACAAUGUGUUUAAAGAGAUUCGACAGUCACUCGUUUUUCGCUUCGAAAAUAAACAAGGAAGUUAGUUAUCCGGAACAGUUGAAUCUUCGGCCGUUUAUGAGCACGAACCAAGGACCAGCUGUUCCUUACAAACUCUACGCCGUUCUCGUUCAUUGUGGUUACUCCUGCAACUCCGGACAUUAUUAUUGUUUUAUAAAGGCAGCCAACAAUCAUUGGUAUCAAAUGAACGAUUCCUCUGUUCGUCAAGUCAAUUUAAAAACGGUUUUAUGCCAACAGGCGUAUCUUCUUUUUUACAUCAAAGAACACAACAUUCACAAAGAGAAAACAAAUUCCACACAGAAACAGCCCGCUAGAAAUAGUUGCACAAACAGCACAGAAGGAUUUCAUCAAAAACAACAUUCAAAUGCACCAAAAGUCAUCAGCGAACGGUCAAACAAAGACGACAAAACCGCAGCUCAACAAUUUCCCGCUAAAAGACCCGAAUCUUCGUGGAAAGCGAGCGUUGAAACAAACAAACAGUUAAACUUGAACCAUCGACCUACGAGCAUUCCUCAAAGGCGGGAAAAGGUUGUGUUCGCUUUAAAUCACGGACUUAAAAAACCCCAAAACACAGCAGAGGAGAAAGAAUUGGAAACCAAAGAAGAUAAUUUGAAAACUGACACGAAAUCAUCACAACAUUUGCAACACGAUAAUCGAACGAGUUUUGAAGGAAGGAGCGAGAAAGUCGGUGAAAAACUUCAAGUGAAUGAAGUUAGUAGUUCGGUGGUAGACGACAAAAACAACCGAUCAUCUUCUGCAAGUGACACAAAUUACGAAAACAAGUCGACUGAUAAAGCGGAGCAAAAAGACACAAAAACUCCACAGGAUGUUCACGCCACAACAAAAUGGACUGUUACAAAGAACAGCUCCCUUCCUACGGCAUUGCUACCUGGGGCUUUACUCCCAGGAGGUAGGGAGAGGACCCCCUCUAUGAGCUCGGAGCUCAGUAACCCCGGAAGUGUGGCGAGCAAGACUGGGGACUGGGCCGUGUGUGAUCGAAGUUCCACCCAAGAUAUGAUCGGACCCAGGCUUCCAGAGCGACAACACGCCGGUUGGAAAGUUUCGACAGCUGAUUCGGCGAAGAAAGAUGGCGUGAAUGGAGAUUUUAGGAAGAGCGAACAAACUGCCGGAGAUGAUAGCGACAGCCAGCAAAAGAAACAUAAACACAGAAGGGAAAAACACAAGAGAAAGAAGUCGAGAAGCGUUCAAUCCGAAGAUGAAACGAAGUUGCUAUCGGACGAGUUUCGGGAAGGCGAAAGAAGUCGAGGAAAGGCGGAGCGGUUGAAGAAAUUAACGAAAGCAAAAAAGCGGAAGAAAGCAGAGUUUGACAGGGAUGAAUCGAGUGGAGAAGACGAAGAGAAGAAACAAAGAAAGAGACACAAAAAGCUUAAAAAGAAAAAGAAACAUAAACGAAGCAGAGAUUCCGAGGCGGAGAUUUCAAGUUCGAAAAACGCAGAGAAAGUUGGAGCUGAAAAGAAUCUCAAUUCGAGCCAGGAAUCUUUGUUGACUUCGAAAAGCGACAUAAACUUCGAUGCGGAUUCUGAAAACAAACUACACUCGAGAAAGAAGGAUAGAAAACGCGACAAAAAGGAUUCCGAUAGAAAACAUGGCGGGAAAAUUCUGCACGAGUCGGCUUCUGGCUUCGUUGGCAAAGAUGAAAGCUUGAAAGAAAACGAUGAUCAUAAAACUGUAGCGAAGAAACAAACGUGCUUUGAAAAAACAGACAGCAAUUGUAUUGGUUUACAAAACGGUACAAAAGAAAAAGGUAAAACCAACGGAUACGAUUCGCCCGACGAUAAGUUCCGUACGAAUUGCAAAAAAGUUGGUGAUUUUGGUAAAUCACUUGUUGGGAAAGGGAAGGAGGUGCUUGGGGAUUUGAAGGGAUGUCGGAAGAGGGAUAGGAGGGAUAAUAGUGAGCAGAAACCGCUGGUCCAGUAUUCCGAUGACUCGACGUCGGAGGAGCAGUGUGAGGGUAGUAGGGGUGAAUCGAGGAAUCGUGGGUAUACGCACGUGGAUAACAGGGGUGAAAAAGACUCAAGACACAAGACAAAGUCACCAGAAAUCUCGCGGGAAAAUGUAAACAGAAAAGGGGUUGUCGACACGUUGCUAGGCAACUCGCGAAAGUCAUCAAAAUACGGCCGAUUAGUUGAAAGAUGGGAUGGCGAACGAGAUGAGUCACUAUCAGAUAGGGAUACAGAUGGACACAGGAAGAGAAGGCGGGAUAUCUGGGACGAAGAGUAUGACAGAGGGAAGGUAAAACGGACAAAGAAUAGACACAAAUAUCGUGAUUAUUCGCAUCACGGGGAGAGUUCGUUUCAACGUGAAUACGAUAGAAGAUUUCGAAAGGAAAACCGACAUUCCACGUCUUCAAGUGGUUGGCACAAGCGUAGCUAUGAUCGUCACUCGCGGCGCGAUAGGCGAUGAUGUCAUUUCAUUUCUGGAAUUGACUGGAAAAGACUGAAGAAGCUGCCUCAUGUUGGUACAGUCCAGAUCCAAAAUUGGUUUUUAUAUUUAACUGUGCAACUUCAAAUGUAUGGGAGUCGAAAUAGGUGGGUGAGAAUUGAGGGGGUGGGUGAGGCAUUGUGUGUGAGGAGACCACUAGAGGUAUUUUACAAUUAAAUUACAGAAACAUUGUCAAUGGUAUUGUAUUUUUAUUUAAACAAUGGCUAUAGUCUAUUUUAUCAUUUCCAGCUAUAGUUUUUUGUAUACAUUCUUGUUCCAACAUCUCGUAAGCAGAAAGUUCUGUUACACAAGGUAUCAAGUGAUUUCAAUUCUAUUAUAAAAGUUUUAAAAG
Dendronephthya gigantea is the source of this 4136-nucleotide messenger RNA. RefSeq names its product ubiquitin carboxyl-terminal hydrolase 36-like. The coding region runs from base 320 to 3766 and encodes 1148 amino acids. Gene Ontology annotation, biological process: protein deubiquitination. Gene Ontology annotation, molecular function: cysteine-type deubiquitinase activity; cysteine-type endopeptidase activity. The transcript is spliced from 17 exons. Lineage: Eukaryota; Metazoa; Cnidaria; Anthozoa; Malacalcyonacea; Nephtheidae. Gene Ontology annotation, cellular component: nucleus; cytosol. The record is from RefSeq and is a predicted model, not a curated record.